GUGGGUGUCAGUGAGGAAGUAAAAUGGCGGACCUGGCAAACGAAGCAGGAAGAAUAUGAGAUGUUCAGCUUGUGAUGGUUACAGCCAGAGGUAGGGAUCAGAAUUGACAGCAUGGACGAGGACAAGGAGAAGCCUGCCAUAGCCCCACCAGUGUUUGUGUUCCAGGAAGAUAAAGCACAGAAGAGAUCAGCAGAAGGGUCCAGUGCUGAGGAUGGAGAAGACUCUGAUAAAGAUGGCAGUAGUUACUGUCCCCCGGCCAAGAGAGAAAGAACAUCGUCACUAACACAGUUCCCACCCGCACAUUCAGUUUCUAAGAACAAUGUGUUCAUGCCAUCCAGUUUCUGUCAGUCCCCGACAGGAAAUAAUUCAGAUUCAGAACCUGAGGAGAAGACGGUUGGGUUUCGCCUGAAGCCUCCCACUCUGAUCCAUGGACAGGCGCCUAGUGCAGGCGUCCCGAGCCAGAAGCCCAAGGAGCAGCAGCGUAGUGUACUACGACCAGCAGUACUGCAGGCCCCUCCGGCCACCAAAUCACUAACCCAGACCGGUUUGAACAGUGGUACAAAUGGAGUGAACAGGUCGUCAGAGGGUCUGCCAGUCACCCAGAACAACACAGAGAACUGUGAUGGCUCCACAGACAAUAUGGCUAAGUCACAGGUUGAGGAAAGCAGUGACAAGAAAGGCUCUCUGUCAGCAGAAUCAGGGGAAACCAAUUAUUUCCUACAGUAUAGAAGCACUCCCAGCUUACAGAAGGCUGAGAACAACACCGACGACGGGGCUAAGUUUGUGUUUGGACAGAACAUGUUGGAUCGUGUCCUGAGUCCGCCGAAAUGUGAGCAGGCAGCAGAGGGCAGCAGAGAUCCCCCUGCCGCCCCGCCAUGUGAGCCACCCUCACAGGACAGCAGCCCCGACAAAGAUACCAAUGUGACAGAGUCUUUGGAGGAGUCGGCAGCAGCCUACACCAAAGCCACAGCCAAGAGGUGUUUGUUAGAGAAGGUAGAGGUCAGAACUGGAGAGGAGUCGGAGAGUAAUGUUCUACAGGUCCAAUGCAAGUUGUUUGUGUUUGACAAAGCAUCCCAGUCUUGGGUGGAGAGAGGCAGAGGACUACUGAGGCUUAAUGAUAUGGCCUCCACAGAGGAGGGAUCGUUACAGUCCAGGCUAGUGAUGAGGACCCAGGGCAGUUUGCGUCUGAUCCUCAACACCAAGCUGUGGCCCCAAAUGCAGACGGACAAGGCCAGCGAGAAGAGCGUCCGGAUCACAGCCAUGGACACUGAGGACCAGGGGGUCAAGGUCUUCCUCAUAUCGGCGAGCUCUAAGGACACAGGUCAGCUGUACGCAGCGCUGCAUCACCGUAUCCUGGCACUGCGGAGCCGCUCAGACCAGGAGCCAGAGCCCCGGGUCCCCAUUCCAGACGGCCACAUCCCUCACCCCCAGUCUAACGAGGAGGAUAGUGAUGAGGACGAACCGCUCACACCCACUGCCAACACCACAGAGGGUCCAGAGGUCCAGGCCAGCGGGAGUGGGAGUGGGUCCUCAUAGCGCCUGCCCCCCACAAUGUGCCCACACGCUGCAGUCAGGACCCCUACAGGCACCUCCACGGACACCUCAGUCCAGCAUUUCCCCAAGGGUCCGAGGUCACAGUGGAGCUCCA
Messenger RNA from Coregonus clupeaformis (lake whitefish), 1648 nucleotides. Its product is annotated as ran-binding protein 3. Gene Ontology annotation, biological process: protein export from nucleus. NCBI's taxonomy places the organism in Eukaryota, Metazoa, Chordata, Actinopteri, Salmoniformes, Salmonidae. The transcript has 17 exons. Gene Ontology annotation, molecular function: GTPase activator activity. Gene Ontology annotation, cellular component: cytoplasm; nuclear pore. The record is from RefSeq and is a predicted model, not a curated record. Bases 112 to 1536 code for a protein of 474 amino acids.